Molecule: messenger RNA, 774 nt
Organism: Porites lobata
Lineage: Eukaryota; Metazoa; Cnidaria; Anthozoa; Scleractinia; Poritidae
Source: the annotation of a GenBank genome assembly
AUGGGAGACCACAGACCCUUCAGCACCGGGGAUUUAAAAGACAGGAAAGAUUGGAGGUUAGAGAAUGGUGUUUUCGCUCGUUCCAGAGCAGAAACGUAUAACGGUUCGCCUUCGCCGUAUUUUUGCGACUACACUAACACGGCGACCUGUUACAACUGUCUUUUUGACGCGGCCCAAGGAAGGCAAUUCUGCGAAAUCAUGGGCUCUAAGUAUUGCCAUGAGUGUAUCAGGGAAAAAAGAAAAAAAGACAUCGAAGAAGAAGUUUUCAGCGCUCUGGGUAUUUCACAAAACAUGAAUGAAGCUUCUUUGAGCGAUACUAUACUUUAUAUGAGGCGUGAAGGCCCACAAGCCAUGCGCAGUCCGAGUUCUAUGGUAAUCCGGCCAAAUGAUAGAAAAUGGUUUGUUCGUUUGCACAAUUUUAACUCGAAUUCGGAGUAUUAUAUCAACCCUGUGGAUGGAAUCAAAACUAAUCUAGCUCCCUCGUGUCAGACAGCCACUUUCGAAGGACGUUCGGUACCAGUUGAAACACGAGAAAGGGAAAUUCAGGAAGUGUGGAAUCAAACAAAGCCAACUCAAAAUGAGUUUCUUCUGGUUCCUGAAAAUGGCCAAGGCGCGGAGCAGGUGUUUGAAUGGUCUUUGAACAGAAAGAAGAGAAAAAUGGGAACUGCGAACUCUAAAAGAAAGUUCGUGACGUUUAAUGGACUUCCUAUCGAACCGCCCUUGAUUACUGUUGAUUUGUCUAAUCAAAUUAUGAAUCACACCACUCCAAACGAU